This is a messenger RNA of Linum trigynum, 3722 nucleotides long. Lineage: Eukaryota; Viridiplantae; Streptophyta; Magnoliopsida; Malpighiales; Linaceae. The record is from the annotation of a GenBank genome assembly.
UCUAACUCUGAUACAUCUACUAAAUAAUAAUUAACUAACAUAAUCUUGUUGACAAGGGGGAACGUGAAAGAGUGAAAUGAGAAUUGAGAGAAAUGAAUUAGAUUUUGAUUAAGGUGGUCACUCAAUUGCGUUUCUACUAUUUAUUUUCUCAAGUUAUCCUCAUCGUCAUUGAUAGAUUAUAAUUUGAUGCACAUAUUUUUUUUAUAUGAAGAAAUUAUCUUGGUGGGGCGGGUAUGGGGAUGGGUAUGGGGCGGGGGAAGCUAAAACCAUACCCGCCCCAUACCAUCAAACUUUUUGCGGGUUUUACCCAUACCCGCCCCAUACCCGGUCAAAGCGGGGAUUCCCCGCGUUGACUGGGUCGGGGGCGGUCGGAUACCCGCGGCCAUGGGUUUGAUUGCCAUCCCUAGUGGCCAGUCAACAGAAAACAUUAAGCAAUUCCAUGCAAUAGAGGUUGGAAGAAAAGAAAUAUGAAUCAAUCCAUCAAUUCUAGAAAUAGCUACAUCCUAUGAUGUUUCCCCAAUAAAUUGGGGUUAGUUCAUGACGAAAAUAAAGCACUCAAUCAUGUUUAUAAUCAUAAUCGAAUUGAAGCAAAAGGAAAAGAAUACUGAUAUUUUCUUCCCCGUUGCUCCGCAUGUUCUGCUCCUUGCUCGCGAUCGCCGCAAAGCGCCGAUGCUUCGCUCGACUGCUCACUCCUGUCCCAGUUCACCCGCAAGAUGCUGUCUUCUCCGUGUCCGAUUCUUCCCCAGCCAAUUGCAUUCCGCCCUGAUCAACUUCUGCUUUUAAUUGCCAACUCCUUUUAUCGCCAAAAACUAUCACCAACGUGGCUCAAGAGUCGAGAGAGGCUGCUCGAGGUCGAUGGAGGCAUUUCGUAGCAAGGACGCGACGAGGGCGUCGCAAUAAUAGGUGAGGGAGGAUGUCAAGCGUGACGGGUGACAUGACGAAUGAUGUGGCGGAUCAUGACCAAGUCAAGCACGUGUGGCAUUAAGGAAGGCCUAGUAGCAUAUGAUUAUCCUAGGAUUCCCCAUCUUGAAGAUGAGCUUAAUGGUGCACAUAAAGAGCCACAUUAUGAGGUGGUAUAAUGGUGUGCAUUAUGGGGGAAACUUAAUAGGGUGUAGUAAUGGGGAGGGACCAUUAUGAGGGGAAUUGAUGCUUUGUAUGAGGAGAGGCCUAUAUAAGGAGCCAUCUCCCUCACUUGUAACUCAUUCAUCAUUUAUGUGAGCAAUACAACUAUAGAGUUUCUCCCAUCUUCUUGUGUCUUCUUCUUGUGAGUUGAGUGAGUUUGAGAUCUUGUGAGAAGGCUGCCUAGCAUCUCUAACGGAAUUGAGAGUUAGGGCCGCACAACCAAGAGUAAGGCUGUGACAGUUGGUAUCAAAGCCUGGUUCUGAAAGAAGAAUCAGUGUCCUCGCUCCCCAAGAAGGAAGAUAAGAAAGAGCGAGAGCCUCACCAAAGAUGGCUGGAUCAGAAGUCUAUGAUGAUGGUGAGAAGGAGAAGCAACGUGGAAGAGAUCCUAACCCGGGCUCGAGGUCAAAAGGCACGUCGAGCACUCGGGAUCCUCUAAAGUCUCUAGAGAAGCGAGUCUCUAGAAUGGAGGUGAAGCUUUCAAAAGAUGUCACCGUCAUGGAGGAUUUGGGAGCUAAUUUCACCCAAAUCCAAGGCGAUGUUCAAAGUGUGGCGGCUAGAGUGACGAGUUUGGAGGUUGGCAAUGAAGGGCUUCGAGAUGAGCUCAUGGCCCUCAUCAAAGACACCAUCUCCACCUCCAUGAACGAUGCCAUUGAGGUAAUGAAGGAGGCGGUUGCUGCAGAGGUGAUCGUCUUGAAGGAGAAGGUUGCGGAGUUCAAAAGCGAGGUGACGCUUGUGAAGAGGGCCCUGGCUAACGGACCUGCCAUCGCACAACCUACCUCUAGAAUGGAGGUGAAGCUUUCAAGGGUCGAGGAAUGCCAGGGAGUUAGAGAACUUCCUAUGGAACUUGGAGAAAUACUUUGAAGCUUCGGGUAUUCGAGAUGAGAAUACCAAGGUAAAAACUGCAUGUUACACCCCGCUCUUCCCAAAAAUAAAAAUGACUAUUAUACCCUUGGGUCAAGUACCACCAUAAUAUCAACGAGGACUAAAAAUGUUAAAUGUUGGUUUAAGCGGUGUCAAAUUUGGACAUAAAUUGAGGAAGUUAUAACAUUAAUUGAGUUUCGGAUUAAACUCACACGCAACUGUGAGAUUCCCAAAACAUCCUCUAACUAAUUAAACCCUAAACCCUCUACCGCACUCGGCCUCACCCCAAUAGCAAAACCCACGCAUCCUUUUACUCCUCCUCCAAAAGCAACUUGCUAUCCGGACCCGGAAAAUCAACGCAUAUUACUCCCUCUACUACGAGAGCUGCAAGCUCGGGGGAAUCGCAGAGCAUAUCUCGGAGAGCUGCUUGCUUAAGAAAGCUCGUCUUCGUGUUAUUGCCAUCGGAAGGGGAAUCUCCUUGUUAUUGCUAGGUGGCAGACUUGCUAUCGGGUAAUCAAGGCAAGGAGAAGGGAGGACCAUCAUCCCCUCUACCACGAGAGUUGCUUGCUUAAGCAAGCUCGUCUCAUGGUUAUUGCUAUCUCCCCUGUGGACGAUGAGAUGAGGAGCAGCAGCAACGACAGGCUUUUUUUCCCCUCUACGAGAGUUGCUUGCUUAAGCAAUCUCGUCUUGUUAUUAUUGCAAUCUCCACAUCCACAAAAGACUUCUUUUUCCCUCUGAGAGUUGCUUGUUUAAGCAGCUCGUUUUAUUGCCAUCGCCCAUCGCCAUCUCCGCCAAGCAGGUCUCGUCUUGUUGUUAUUGCCAUCUCCGCCGUGACUUGGAUGCCAAUAAUGACCAAAGCAAGCUGGUCCAUUUAAUUCCAUUUGCCAAAACCAAGCUGCUCCAUUUAAUUCCAUUUGCAAGGCAAGCUGCUCCAUUCUUGUUGUUAUUGCCAUCUCCAUCGUGACUUGGAUGCCAAUAAUAACCAAAGCAAGCUGGUCCAUUUAAUUCCAUUUGCCAAAAGCAAGCUGCUCCAUUUAAUUCCAUUUGCCAGGCAAGCUGCUCCCUUUUAUUCAAGCAAGUACAAGUGUACUAUUAUCUUGGAAGUGGGUAUGGAAACUUUGGAGCAAAAUCAGAGCCAGUUCCAACGGAAGUAAGGUGAGUGUAAGGGGGUAAAUUCUACGCCUUACGGUUUUUCAAAUAUUUGUCUUGAGUAUUUUCAAGUAUUGAUUUACGUGAUGUAUGUGCAGUGUUUGAUUCAUGUUUGAGAUUGCAUGAUUAUGUUUGAUAGUAUGUGCUUUGGUUGAGCUAUGAUUUGAAGUGAAGAUGUAUGAGUUUAUCUCUUACUUUGAAGUAUAUGUUUAUGAGUGAUUAUUAAAGCUUAAGAACAAUCCCUUUUAAGACAUACUUCACCUUCGAAGAAGGUGAAAUCGUUUUAAGUGUUUUUAGUCACUAGCGCCAGUCCGUUGCCAUUUGAGAUUUUCAAAUAGAGCAGCAGUUAUGAUCUUGAGAUCUUUGAGACAGAGCAGCAGUUAUGCUCUUGAGAUAUUUAAGUUGAGCAGCAGUUAUGCUCUUGAGAAUCGUGGAAGAAGAGCCUUCCACGAUAAGUUUAAGUUUAAGGAAAGCCUUGAUGGCUUCUCAUACGUAUGAGUUCGCAACCGGACUAGCUAGUGAGGGAUCCCCAUGUCAGUCAAGAAUUUAAGUUGAGAUUUCAACUUUAAGAAUACAGUUUAAGAGUUAAG